Balearica regulorum gibbericeps (East African grey crowned-crane) is the source of this 3377-nucleotide messenger RNA. The record is from RefSeq and is a predicted model, not a curated record. Lineage: Eukaryota; Metazoa; Chordata; Aves; Gruiformes; Gruidae.
GCACUUUGAGAAUAUUUCCUCACCUGACAGUUCCCCAGAAAUAAAAAGGCGAGCUUACAGUCAAGAGGGAUAUGACAGAGCAUCGAUUCUAGCACUGAACUCUUUCAGAAAUUCCAACCUGACAGAAAUGGGCCUGCAAGAGAUAAAGACUAUUGGAUAUUCCAGUCCAAGGAAUAGGACUGAUGUCACACGGCAGUGCACUGGAGAAAUGGAAUCUGUGUCAGACCUCCAGCUGGGACUCGAAGUAAUUGAGCAAAGUACACUGCAUAAAAACCUGGAAGCCCCCACACAUGAUAGGACUGAUUCAAACAGCCAAUUAGAAACUGCUCAUUGUGGACGGGGCACAAUUUAUUCUUCCUGGGUAAAAAGUCCCGACAGGACAGGUGUAAAUUUCUCAAUGAAUUCUAAUUUGAGGGACUUGACCCCUUCACAUCAGUUGGAGGUAGGAGGUGGAUUCAGAAUAAGCGAGUCAAAGUGCCUGAUUCAAGACGAUGCUAGAGGCAUGUUCAUGGAAGCAUCUGUUUUUUGUACUUCAGAAGAUGGAAUUGCAUCUGGCUUUGGAAGGACUGUCAAUAAUGACAACUUGAUGGAUGGAAAUUGCACACCCCAGAAUCCUCCACAAAAGAAAAAGGUAUCCUUAUUAGAAUACCGUAAGAGACAACGAGAAGCUAGAAAAAGUGGCUCAAAGACAGAAAACUUCCCCCUGGUUACUGUAUCUCCUCAUGCUGCUGGUGGAGGAAAUAUAAGUAGUAACAAUGGUGCUAAUGAUGGGUAUAACAACAGUGGUGAAAAUGGGGAGCAAACUGAUAACGCUGCGAGCCUACCUUUACCACUGCCAACUACUGUUUAUAAUGCAGCUCCAGAAGACGUGGGCAAUAACUGUGCAAUUAAGGAGUCUUCCAGUGAGAAGAAUGAACCAGAGGUUCAGUGGACUGCAUCAACCUCUGUGGAACAAGUGAGAGAACGAAGUUAUCAGAGAGCUUUACUUCUCAGUGAUCAUAGGAAAGACAAGGACAGCGAACCUGAUCCUGAAAAUCCAGAGCCUACUUCUGAAUGUCCGUCCCCAGAUACUUCACAAAAGACUUGUAAGAGUCCGUCGAAAGCAAGCAAGCCCUCUUCACCGAGUCCUGUAGUUUCAACACAGUCACUUGGGAAAACACCCACAAAACCAGAUUCGCACUGGGAAACUGCAGCUAAUGCACCUGAGGCUGAAUGUGCGAAUCACCCAAAAUCUGAGCUGCAACAAAAACAGCUGACAAACAAUGUCCAAGCACUUUCAAAAAAUCACCCGUCUCAAUCACAUCUGCGCAAUUCUGCUGAGCAACUUUCACAUUCACAGAAGUUGCCUUCUGCACCUUUGAAGCUGCAUUGCCCCCCUUCUCCUCAUGUAGAAAAUCCUCCCAAGUCCUCCACCCCUCAUGCGCCUGUACAGCACGGUUAUCUGUCACCAAAGCCUCACUCGCAGCAGUUGGGAUCUCCGUACAGACCUCAUCAUCCACAGUCACCUCAAGUUGGAACGCCCCAGAGGGAAACACACCGAAACUUCUAUCCAGCAGCACCAACCCUUCAGCCUAGUAAUCAGCAGGCGGCUAGCGGACCCCUCUUUACUCAGACAACUUCAGGACAAUCUUCAGCUUCCUACAGCCAGUUUAACCAACAAAAUCUGAGCAGCAGUGCACCACCUCCCCCACCCCCCCCACCCCCUUCUUCUACAUACUAUCAAAACCAGCAGCCCUCUGGAAACUUUCAGAGUUACAGUCAGCUGAAGGGCAGCAUCCCCCAACAGACUGUGUUUUCAUCUGGACCAAAUCAAGCACUUCCUGGCACUGCAGGUCAGCAAACAGUGCCGGGACACCAUGUAACUGCGGGGCAUUUUUUGCCAUCUCAGAACCCCAGUAUUCAUCACCAGGCAUCGUCAUCGUCUGCUCCACCUCCUCCUCCACCACCUCCUGCUCCAGGACCUCACCUUGUACAGCAGCAAAGUACUCAUCAGCAGCACUCUGUAGCACACGUCGUUGGUCCAGUUCACGCUGUGGCAGUAGCUCCUGGAUCGCACAUCCAUUCUCAAGCUGCUGGUCACCAUUUGCCACCACCUCCUCCACCACCAGGUCCUCUCCCCCACCACCAACCUCCCCAUCCUUCAACUGGACACCAAGGUUUGCAAGCACAACACCAGCAUGUUGUAAACUCUGCGCCUCCCCCCUCCAAUGUUAUAGGCUCGGGGCAUCACCCAGCAUCAGCACAAGGGUUGCACCACCCAUCUCAUCAAGGACCCCCCCAUUUUCCUUCGAACGCUCACACGAGCGUCUCCUCCUAUUCCUCACAAGCCCCGCAUCACACAACGUUAGGACCUGGACCUCAACAUCAGCCUGCUGGAACAGGACCUCAUUGUCCACUCCCCGGUCAGGGUCCUCACAUCCAACCUCAAGGACCAAACAGUAUUGCAACGCCUACUGCUUCAGGGUUCUGCCCUCACCCUGGCUCUGUAACCCUUCCCCACGGGGUGCAGGGGCCGCAGCAGGCGUCGCCAGUGCCCGGACAGAUCCCCAUUCACAGAGCACAGGUGCCACCCACUUUUCAGAACAAUUACCAUGGUUCAGGGUGGCAUUAAAAUGGAUCCCUUUAAUUCUAAACAUUUUUAAAAUGUUCUGUAAUAUAAACUGUGUAUAUUUCAUAUGUACCUAUUCAAGGUACUUUUUAAAGCUUGUACAUGAUACUUUGUAUAAAAGCAAACACCAGUGCUCUUUCAUUGUAUUCUUUCCAUUUUUUGCUUUUUAAAAUUCCUGAAAAUGUGCUGUUAAGCCAGUAUUAGGUAUUCCUUUUUAUUUUGUAAGUGAACAUUCCAGCUGUUUUUUCUGGCAGUAGGUUUGAUGCUGCAUAAUCUUUAAAAUUUUAUUGUUGCAGUUAAAUUCAUUUAGUGAAUGUUUUCUAUAUUACUUUUAUACAUAUGUAAUUAAAUAAGUACACAGGCUAAGUGAUGGCACUAACUUUUUUUUUUUCCAUUUUCUUCUGUCAACAGUUCUUUGUGUGCAUAGAGAUAGAAAACAAUGCAAUACAAAUUUUUAUAGUUUUGGUGUGAACAUGGCUUUUUGUUCCAUCAGUUAUUUGCAGAAAAUGUAAUUUAAUGUAUAGACUGUUUCUAACGUCUCUGACGAGUGCUGUAAAUACUGUAUUUCUUUGGCUUGUAAGAUGGCUUAAAGCUUCUUUCAUUUGAUAUAGUAUUGUAUAUAAUAAGUCUCUUUUGCAAAAAAAAAAAAGUGUGAUCUUUGUGAAAGUAGUACAGUAUAUGAUCUUUGAUUUUUUUUUUUUAAUAUACUGUCACAUUGCAGCACUGGUUGGGCAUUUUAAUUCAUGUUAAUAAAUCACAAUUAUGUCAG